This is a messenger RNA of Rhodamnia argentea, 1329 nucleotides long. Its product is annotated as protein LIGHT-DEPENDENT SHORT HYPOCOTYLS 1-like. Gene Ontology annotation, cellular component: nucleus. The record is from RefSeq and is a predicted model, not a curated record. Bases 265 to 1092 code for a protein of 275 amino acids. Gene Ontology annotation, biological process: response to light stimulus; mRNA transcription. The transcript has 2 exons. Lineage: Eukaryota; Viridiplantae; Streptophyta; Magnoliopsida; Myrtales; Myrtaceae.
AACCCUGAUGACAGCCCUCUCGUCUUGACCACUGGUCUCUCCUCUCUCUUUCUCUCAUUCUCAUUCUCUCUCUCUCUCUCUCUCUCGAUCUCUAGAGGAGGAGUGGCAGAGCGUGCGUGUGUGUACAGUGUGCAACUUCAGUUGCUGGGUCUUUUCCUGGAAAGAUGAAAAUCUGAUGAUCUGAUCUCUCGCUCUCUCUCUCUGCAAAAUUUGUUUUCCUUUUUCAGAAACCAUCGUCCACCCAAAGAAGCAAACUGACCCUCCAUGGCAGGAAUCUGCAGUUCUCUUGUUUCCCCUUUUCUUGACCCGCAAAGAGGAGUGUGCGAGGAAAGUGACUCGAGCCCUCUCUUUCUACUGCCAUACCUUUUCUUGGUACUUGAUCUUGCACAAUCGGGCAAAGGAAGCAAAACCCUAGAUCGCCAAGAACUCCAGUAUUGCCUAAUCAGCAGAUCUCUCGUCCCCAACCAAGAUCCAAGAAAGAAGAAGUGCCUAGUAACCAUCCCAUCACUUCCCUACAUGGAGCUUGUACCAGAAUCGUCGUCGAGCAACCCCAACUUCGACACCCCGAUCACCAUCAAUACCCACAUAAUCGGGACGAGCUCGUCGUCGUCGCCAAUGUCGGCGUCGCCGCCGCCCACGCCUAGCCGCUACGAGAACCAGAAGCGGCGGGACUGGAACACCUUCUGCCAGUACCUGAGGAACCACAGGCCGCCGCUGUCCCUCACCAUGUGCAGCGGCGCCCACGUCCUGGAGUUCCUCCGGUACCUCGACCAGUUCGGCAAGACCAAGGUCCACAACCAGACCUGCCCCUUCUUCGGCCUCCCGAACCCGCCCGCGCCCUGCCCGUGCCCGCUUCAACAGGCCUGGGGCAGCCUCGACGCCCUCAUCGGCCGCCUCCGGGCCGCGUUCGAGGAGCACGGGGGAAGGCCUGAGGCGAACCCGUUCGGCGCCCGGGCCGUGCGGCUCUACCUGAGGGAGGUCCGCGACUACCAGGCGAAGGCGCGGGGGGUCAGCUAUGAGAAGAAGAGGAAGAGGCCGAAGCAGAAGCCGAACAACAAUGCAGCCCCACCUCCCGCUGCCGCAACAAGCUGAAGAUGAGAGGGUCAAUUUGAUUGCUGAUAAGUGGGGAUCAAGAUGGGUUUGGAUGCCGAUAGGAGACAUCUUUUGGAACAUGGGUAUUUCCUAUCUUAUCGCUCUUUCUAUAUAUUUCAACUUUCUAGUUGUGAUCUUAGACUAUGUAUGGUCAAACUUGUGCUGAUUUUUCUCCUUAUUGGUCUAAAGAGCCUUGACCCGGCCCUGCAUUAUAUAGUCUUUCCGCCUUUUUUUUUU